Molecule: messenger RNA, 3778 nt
Organism: Jaculus jaculus (lesser Egyptian jerboa)
Lineage: Eukaryota; Metazoa; Chordata; Mammalia; Rodentia; Dipodidae
Gene: Slc12a4
Product: solute carrier family 12 member 4
Exons: 24
Coding region: 37-3294 (1085 amino acids)
Biological process (GO): potassium ion homeostasis; chemical synaptic transmission; potassium ion import across plasma membrane
Cellular component (GO): membrane
Molecular function (GO): potassium:chloride symporter activity
Source: RefSeq, a predicted model, not a curated record
CUGCCCGAGGCUGGGACGGCGGGCCGAGCGCGCGCGAUGCCGCACUUCACCGUGGUGCCGGUGGACGGGCCGCGGCGCGGGGACUAUGACAACCUCGAGGGGCUCAGCUGGGUGGACUACGGGGAGCGCGCCGAGCCGGGGGACUCGGACGGACAGGGGAACCACAGAGAGAACAGCCCUUUCCUUUCCCCCUUGGAGGCUUCCAGAGGCAGCGACUACUAUGACAGGAACCUGGCGCUUUUUGAGGAGGAACUGGACAUCCGCCCAAAGGUGUCGUCUCUUCUGGGCAAGCUCGUCAGCUACACCAACCUUACCCAGGGAGCCAAGGAGCAUGAGGAAGCCGAGAGCAGGGAAGGUGCCCGCCGGAGAGCAGCCAAGGCACCCAGCAUGGGCACCCUCAUGGGGGUGUACCUGCCCUGCCUACAGAACAUCUUUGGAGUCAUCCUUUUCCUGCGGCUGACCUGGAUGGUGGGCACAGCUGGCGUGCUGCAAGCCCUCCUCAUUGUGCUCAUCUGCUGCUGCUGUACCCUGCUGACAGCCAUCUCCAUGAGUGCCAUUGCCACCAACGGAGUAGUUCCAGCUGGAGGCUCCUAUUUCAUGAUCUCACGCUCACUGGGGCCAGAAUUUGGAGGUGCUGUGGGCCUCUGCUUCUACCUGGGGACAACAUUUGCAGCAGCCAUGUACAUCCUAGGGGCCAUCGAGAUCUUGCUGACCUACAUUGCCCCGCCAGCUGCCAUUUUUCAGCCGUCAGGCACUCAUGAUAUGUCAAGUGCCACCUUGAAUAAUAUGCGGGUAUAUGGGACCAUUUUUCUGACUUUCAUGACACUGGUGGUGUUUGUUGGUGUCAAAUAUGUGAACAAAUUUGCCUCACUUUUCCUGGCCUGUGUGAUCAUCUCCAUCCUUUCCAUCUAUGCUGGAGGCAUCAAGUCUAUUUUUGACCCUCCUGUGUUUCCGGUAUGCAUGCUGGGCAACAGGACCCUCUCUCGGGACCAGUUUGACAUCUGCGCCAAGACAGUUGUGACAGACAAUGAGACAGUGACCACUCAGUUGUGGAGUUUCUUCUGUCACAGCCCCAACCUAACUGCUGACUCCUGUGACCCCUACUUCCUGCUCAACAAUGUGACUGAGAUCCCUGGCAUACCUGGGGCAGCAGCUGGUGUUCUCCAGGAAAACCUGUGGAGUGCCUACCUGGAGAAGGGUGAGAUUGUGGAAAAGCGCGGACUGCCCUCCACCGACACUGUUGGACUGAAGGAGAGCCUGUCCCUGUAUGUGGUGGCUGACAUUGCCACAUCCUUCACCGUGCUGGUUGGCAUCUUCUUCCCCUCGGUAACAGGCAUUAUGGCUGGCUCAAACCGCUCUGGGGACCUCCGUGACGCCCAGAAGUCUAUCCCGGUGGGGACCAUCCUGGCCAUCAUCACCACUUCCCUUGUGUACUUCAGCAGUGUGAUUCUCUUUGGCGCCUGCAUCGAGGGCGUGGUGCUCCGGGACAAGUACGGUGAUGGUGUCAGCAGGAAUCUGGUGGUGGGCACCUUGGCCUGGCCUUCACCCUGGGUCAUCGUCGUUGGCUCCUUCUUCUCAACAUGUGGUGCUGGCCUGCAGAGCCUCACUGGGGCACCACGCCUGUUGCAGGCCAUUGCCAAAGAUAACAUCAUCCCCUUCCUCCGGGUGUUUGGUCACGGGAAAGCAAAUGGGGAACCAACGUGGGCACUCCUCUUGACAGCACUCAUCGCUGAGCUGGGCAUCCUCAUCGCCUCCCUCGACAUGGUGGCCCCCAUUCUGUCCAUGUUCUUUCUGAUGUGUUACCUGUUCGUGAACCUGGCCUGUGCUGUGCAGACACUCCUAAGGACUCCCAACUGGCGACCUCGGUUUAAAUACUAUCACUGGGCACUGUCUUUCCUAGGGAUGAGCCUCUGCCUGGCCCUUAUGUUUGUCUCCUCCUGGUAUUACGCUCUGGUUGCCAUGCUCAUCGCGGGCAUGAUCUACAAGUACAUCGAGUACCAGGGGGCUGAGAAGGAGUGGGGUGAUGGGAUCCGAGGCCUGUCCCUGAGUGCUGCUCGCUAUGCACUGUUGAGGCUGGAGGAGGGGCCUCCUCACACCAAGAACUGGCGGCCUCAGCUCCUGGUGCUGCUGAAGCUGGACGAGGACCUUCACGUGAAGUACCCUCGCCUCCUCACCUUUGCCUCCCAGCUGAAGGCUGGCAAGGGCCUGACGAUCGUUGGCUCCGUCAUCCAGGGCAGCUUCUUGGAAAGCUAUGGCGAGGCCCAGGCUGCCGAGCAGACAAUCAAGAACAUGAUGGAAAUUGAGAAAGUAAAAGGCUUCUGCCAGGUAGUGGUGGCCAGCAAGGUGCGUGAGGGGCUGGCCCACCUCAUCCAGUCUUGCGGCUUGGGCGGCAUGAGACAUAACUCCGUGGUGCUGGGCUGGCCGUACGGCUGGCGACAGAGCGAGGACCCACGUGCCUGGAAGACCUUUAUUGACACCGUGCGUUGCACCACAGCUGCCCACCUGGCCCUGCUCGUGCCCAAGAACAUAGCUUUCUAUCCCAGCAACCAUGAGCGUUACCUGGAGGGCCACAUCGAUGUGUGGUGGAUUGUGCACGACGGAGGCAUGCUUAUGCUUUUGCCCUUCCUGCUGCGCCAGCACAAGGUUUGGAGGAAGUGCCGGAUGCGUAUCUUCACAGUGGCACAGAUGGAUGACAACAGUAUCCAGAUGAAGAAAGACCUGGCCAUUUUCCUGUACCACCUUCGCCUUGAGGCAGAAGUGGAGGUGGUAGAGAUGCAUAACAGUGACAUCUCUGCCUAUACCUACGAGCGCACCCUGAUGAUGGAGCAGCGGUCUCAGAUGCUGCGGCAGAUGAGGCUAACCAAAACGGAACGCGAGCGGGAGGCUCAGCUGGUCAAGGACAGGCACUCAGCCCUGCGGCUAGAAAGCCUUUACUCUGAUGAGGAAGAGGAGUCUGCAGCAGGGACUGACAAGAUCCAGAUGACAUGGACCCGCGACAAAUACAUGACUGAGCCCUGGGACCCCAGUCAUGCCCCUGACAACUUCCGGGAACUGGUGCACAUUAAGCCGGACCAGUCCAACGUGAGGCGCAUGCAUACUGCUGUGAAACUCAAUGAAGUCAUUGUCACACGCUCCCAUGAUGCUCGUCUGGUCUUACUGAACAUGCCGGGCCCACCAAAGAACAGUGAGGGCGAUGAGAACUACAUGGAAUUUCUUGAGGUGCUCACUGAGGGCCUGGAGCGAGUGCUGUUGGUGCGUGGCGGUGGCCGGGAAGUCAUCACUAUCUACUCUUGAGCCCAGUGUAGUCUUGUGGCCUGAAGUGGGGGUAUCCAGAGCAGCAGUCCCCACCCCAUACUUAUUUGCCAGUUCUCUUUUGUCCAGCCUGGCCUUGGACCAGCUUUGCUAGGUCUCCUGGGGAACAAAGCCUGGGCCUGGCAAUGGAGAUGGAUCCGAGGUCUUCUGUAGGACCCUGGGAGGUUUGGGGAGUUUCCCCUUCAAUACCCCAGUAAGUCUGCCCUGGCUAGAGAAGACUGAUAGGGGCUGAUGUGGGGUUUGAAGGCCUAGCCUGGCCCAGAAACACUAUUUAUUGUAUAUUUAUUGUUUGGAUGUCACCAGCAGAGAAAAGGGGAAAGGCAGCAAGGGAGGGAGUUGAGCCUGGCCUGCCCGCUGGAAACCCUGGCUCAGGAUCCUGUGGGCAGGGACCCCCCAUCAAGCCAAGCGGAAUAGAGCUGGCCAAGCUGAGCCUGACUUUUUUCAAUAAAACAUUGUGUACUUCUGG